Alternaria ethzedia is the source of this 537-nucleotide messenger RNA. RefSeq lists its product as uncharacterized. The coding region runs from base 1 to 537 and encodes 178 amino acids. The transcript has 2 exons. NCBI's taxonomy places the organism in Eukaryota, Fungi, Ascomycota, Dothideomycetes, Pleosporales, Pleosporaceae. The record is from RefSeq and is a predicted model, not a curated record.
AUGGCUCUCUCAUUCCACAAGGUCGCCAUUGCUCCCGUCAUCACGGGCCUCAAGAACGCACACUUCUUCAUCAACAAGGGCUACGAGCACGCCAAAGCCACCGACCCCAAUGACUUCCUCACUGCGUCUAUCCACCCAGACAUGAAGGACUUCCGCUACCAGGUCUACCGUUUCACCGACGCCGCCAAGUUCAUUCCUUCUCGCGUGAACCCCGCCUUGGAAGGCAUGACUCUGCCCGACGAGGAGCAGACCUUCCCCGAGUUACUGGCUCGCGUUGAGAAAACCAUCAAGUACCUUGAGGGCUUCUCGGAGAAGGACUUCGAGGGUAAGCAUGAUGACGAGGUUGUCGUCAAGUUUGGCGGUGUCAAGCAGAUGAGGCUGCCAGCGCUGGAUUAUGUCACAAAGUUUGCGCAUCCGAACAUGUGGUUCCACAUCGUGACUGCGUAUGACAUACUGAGGAUGAAGGGCGUUGAUGUUGGAAAGAUGGAUUUCUUGAACGGUACGGGCGCCAUUAAGAUCGAGGACGUUUCGCAGUAG